This is a messenger RNA of Ctenocephalides felis (cat flea), 4515 nucleotides long. It is a transcript of the gene Ask1, whose product is annotated as mitogen-activated protein kinase kinase kinase 15. Gene Ontology annotation, biological process: MAPK cascade; protein phosphorylation. Gene Ontology annotation, molecular function: protein kinase activity; ATP binding. Lineage: Eukaryota; Metazoa; Arthropoda; Insecta; Siphonaptera; Pulicidae. The record is from RefSeq and is a predicted model, not a curated record. The transcript is spliced from 24 exons. The coding region runs from base 189 to 4343 and encodes 1384 amino acids.
AAUAUGUCAACAGAAUUUACUUUUAUAAUUGAUACAAAUGAAUGUGAACAAUGAUUUCGAAGUCGUGAGAUAGAGGAUUCAGUAACAGUUGUCAAAAUAUUAUAGUGGACUUAAUAAAAUAAUACAUAAUGUAAUGGAGUGAUUGAUUUGCAAAGGUUAAUUUGGAGCUAUUUAAUGUAUUAAGGACAAUGAAUAAAAUGCCUAACCCACCUGAGGACUUUUCAGAAUAUCGGAGUGGCACAGACAGUAUAAGCAGCCACAGCGAUAUUUCUGGAAGCACAGUCCAACCAAUUAAACCGAGAAUGGAUGUCGCUUGUGUGAUAGACCUGCAUCAGACAGAGAACUUAUUUCAGAGAAAAAGUGCUUUCGAAGAUGUCAAGAGGGCCUGUUUGUCGGUCAAUGCUAAUUGCCAUCAUGUUCAGUUUGAGAAGUUGGACUUUGGUGAAACAAAUGUGUUGGAUUCCUUUUACAAUGCUGAUGUUGCUGUUGUCGACUUAAGUGUUCAAACACAGCAGAGUUCUAUGUUUUACCAUUUAGGCGUAAGAGAAAGUUUUGGGAUGAAGGAGAAUAUUUUAUUGUAUAAUGAUACUGAUAAUGAUUCAACAAUUCGAGUAAAGUUAUCAUGUGGAUCAUAUACAAUUUUAACUUAUAAAGUAUUAGAUUGUGGUACAUGUGCCAUAACGAAUCCUGAAGCGAUUGCUAAAUUCACAGGAGAUGAUGCGACUGAUCAAAGACUGAACCUUUCUUCCAAACUAAAAAGACUUUUGCAAGAUGUUGAAGUACAAUCCAAAGCUCACUUGAAAGAAAAAUUUCUAUCCGACCUGAGAAAAGCAAGAGAGCAAUAUUCAGGUGCUGAAUUAUCACGAAAAUUAAAUAAUAUGCGCAAGAGGCUGGACGAUCCGAAUGUAUUAUGUGGAGAAGUUGUAUUAAAUAUGUUGAUAUCAUUUCGUGAAAUUCAAGAUUAUGAUGCCAUGGUGCAAUUGGUCGAUGAUAUUAAGACUAUACCGAAUAAGAAAGAUUAUACUUUGAAACCUGCUGUGUGUUAUCUGUAUUCUUUCGCUUUGAAUAGGCGAAACAAAGAAGGUGAUAGAGAAAACGCUCUAAAAGUUUGCGUCUCGGUGCUGGACAAAAAGGAGUAUCAAUUUCCUGAUAUGCUUUGUUUGUGUGGAAGAAUAUAUAAAGAUAAAUUUGUUGAAUCUAGCCAUACCGAUACAGAUAGCUUGAAAAAUGCUAUCAAAUGGUAUAGAAAAGGCUUUGAAGUUCAGCCUAAUGAAUAUGCAGGGAUUAAUUUAGCUACACUUUUAGUUAUUGAUGGAUGUGAAUUUUUAAAGUCGGAUGAAUUACGAAGGAUAGGCAUGGUUUUAAACAAUCUCAUUGGCAAAAAGGGCAGUUUAGCGUCUCUUGAAGAUUACUGGGAUGUUGCCACAUUUUUUGAGAUUUCUGUUCUAGCCGAAGAUUAUACAAAAGCAAUUCAAGCAGCAGAAUGCAUGUUCAAACUGAAACCACCGAAUUGGUAUUUAAAAUCCACCAUUGGCAACAUUAGACUGAUCGAUAGAUUUCGGAGGAAAGACGAAGAUGCUAAGGAGUCUCAUGAGGAAAAAAUCUUCAAAUUUUGGAUCGAUUUUUUUGUAGAAGCCAUUGAACCUACUGCUGAUAGUAUCAGAUUUCCGUUGGUGAUUCUCGAGCCGACCAAAAUUAUAAUGCCGAGUUAUAUUAAUGUUAACUUAGGUGCAGAGGAAAAAUCUUUGCAAAUUUGGAAUUAUUGUUUGGACGCAAUGAAAGGAAAUUGCAGACAAGUGCAUGAAUGGCUUUUUACAGCGAAUUCUAUACGCAGCGUCAGCUUGUACAAACGCGAUGAAAGAUGUAUAUUCUUAUACGUAAAACAGAAUUGUGACGAUUUUCAAAUCUAUCUGCCGUCAGCGCAAUGUAGAGAAAGAUUUUACGAUUUAAUUUUACAAAUGACUGAGGGAAUUAUACAAACGCCCCUGGAUUCAGAUUUGAGCACUGAUCAAAUUAAGUAUGAAUACGAAAUGGACGAUCAAGGCAAAAGGAUAAUGUUAGGCAAAGGUACUUACGGUGUAGUUUAUGCAGCAAGAGAUUUGAACACCCAAGUUCGUAUUGCUGUUAAAGAAAUUCCUGAAAAGAAUCUCGGAGAUGUUCAACCUUUGCAUGAAGAGAUCAAAUUGCAUUCUCAAUUGAGGCAUAGAAAUAUUGUUCAGUAUUUGGGUUCAAUCUCAGAAGACAAUUAUUUUAAAAUUUUUAUGGAACAAGUACCUGGAGGUUCUUUGUCUGCUUUGCUCGGUUCGAAAUGGGGUUCCUUGAAGAAAAACGAAUCGACAAUUGCUUAUUACACUAGGCAAAUAUUAGAAGGUUUGAAGUAUCUCCAUGACCAAAAAAUUGUACACAGGGAUAUUAAAGGAGACAACGUUCUCGUUAACACAUACAGUGGUGUAAUUAAAAUAGGUGAUUUCGGUACAUCAAAAAGAUUGGCUGGUAUUUGUAAGUCUACGAAAACAUUUACUGGAACUCUUCAAUAUAUGGCUCCUGAGGUUAUUGAUAAAGGGCAGCGUGGAUAUGGUGCUCCUGCUGAUAUUUGGUCCCUUGGUUGUACGGUAGUUGAAAUGGCUACAGGAAAACCACCAUUCAUAGAACUCGGUUCACCUCAAGCUGCUCUUUUUAAGGUUGGUUUUUAUAAAACACAUCCAGAAAUACCAGCCGAGUUAUCUGAAAGAGCUAAAAAGUUCAUUUUACGAUGUUUUGAACCUGAUCCAGAUAAAAGAGCAACGGCUAUGGAACUUUUAGAAGAUCCUUUCUUAAAUGAAAAGAAGAAAAACAGAUUAGGGCCAUCAAGCGAAUUAAAUAGAAGCAUCUCAGUUCCAGCAGAUAAAAUUUUGAAACAAAAUUCAUCGCCUCAGUACACACCGAGUUGCAAUACUCCAACGACACCAGAAAUUGAUUUUGCAACAACCAGAUCGAAUCCUGACACCACAGUCAGAUCGGCAGUCUUACUCACACCAAUAUCAAUGCCUGCCACUGUCACUUAUAGCAGCGUGAUGAGCACACCAUCAAUAGAGAUAGACUUAGAAAAUGAUACAGUUGAUAGUACGAAUGCCCGAAGGAGUUCAUCAGGAGCUCUGCUCUCUCCAGAAGUUGAGUUAGGUUCAGGACGAAGCUCAUCAUCCGGUGCACCAGGCUUGGGCGAAGCACAAGAACAAGAUGGGUUUUAUAUGCUGAAGAAGGAUUCUCAAAGACGAACUACAUUGACCGGUAUUUUAAGAAACGAUGAAGCAAAAAUAUGUGACGAAUGGUACAUCAGGAUUAAAAAAGACAGACCUGAUACUGUACUAAAAUUGUCGCAUUUAGAGCUUCUAGUUCGUUGCUUGCGUUCUUUCAUCAUGGACCAAAAUCGAGAAGUUAUCGAAACAACAAUGACCAAGUUGAAGGAAGAUCUCGAUUACGACGCCACUGCAAUUAAUCAAUUGCAAUUGUCGAUUUAUUUGUUUCAAGAAUCCGUGAAUGAAGUUUUGCGGUCUUUGAGUAUCAAACCUCAUUGGAUGUUCGCUCUGGAUAAUUUAGUUAGAACGGCGGUGCAGGAAGCUAUCACCGUUUUAUUGCCAGAAUUGGGUGCAAAUUUAGCCGAACACGAAGAUUUAAAUUCAGGCAUCAGCACUGUAAACUCUGUAAAAUCGAGCAAAACUGUAGAUGCUUUCACUGAUAGAAAAUAUAAAGUUCUUUGUCAGGAGCAGGAUGAAGAAAAUACAAGAUUAUUGCAAGAGCUGUUAGAGUGUAAAAGAAAUUAUGGAAUUUUGCUAAAACAGGGUAUAGCUGAAAUGAAACUACAAACACAGCUUCUGCAGCAGGAUGUCGAGCACAUUAGUAUCAGUGGACCAAAUAUUAGAAGGAGUCACUCACAGGGAUAUGAGAGUAUGGUGUCAGAUUCUUCAUCAGGAGUCCCUCACAUAAGCAUAACACCAGACGCUCUGCCCGAAUCAAAAAUUGGAGAUUGGUUACGGACUAUAGGAGUUGAUUUUCAUCUAGCAGAGCGAUUUUUGUGUGAAGAUUAUACUUUAGAUGAUGUUUUGCAUCAUAUGGGACGAUGUGAUCUCAGGAGGCUAAAUCUCAAGGGAGGUGUUGAACUACGAAUUUGGCGAGCAAUACAGGAUCACCGCCAAAACAGUCGUGAUCCUGUACCUGCGCCGCCUAUCAGGUUGUCCAGGUUGAACUCACAAACUAACAAUCAACCUGGUAAAGUCAGGCACAUGCCAUAUGCGGCAAAUUGCCAUUGUGAGACUUGUGUGAACCAGAAUGGUGUAAACGGAGAAGAUAAUGAGGAUGUCUUAUGACAAGAUGAUGGAAUUUUUUCAACGUGGUGUCAAUUGCUGUGAAAUAAAGAGUCUGUUUAUAUUUACUGGGGAUACUUAAAUAUGCAGAUACUAAAGGUGAGUUGAAUUAAUCUCGAAUUUAAAUCAAAAUCAAUAUUUUGAUGGUAAUAUGUACGUAGAGUUUCAAUCGCUG